This is a messenger RNA of Apis mellifera (honey bee), 5065 nucleotides long. Its product is annotated as lachesin. Gene Ontology annotation, cellular component: neuron projection. The transcript is spliced from 8 exons. NCBI's taxonomy places the organism in Eukaryota, Metazoa, Arthropoda, Insecta, Hymenoptera, Apidae. The record is from RefSeq and is a predicted model, not a curated record. Bases 3009 to 4193 code for a protein of 394 amino acids.
UUCCUUUACUCGAGUUUCGGUCAAGCGAUGCCAAAGUCUGAGAUCCAGCCAGAAUUUCUAGCACUUCUGGAGAAUCAUACGGUCAUUCAAGGUCGUGACGUCUCCUUCACCUGCGUCGUUAAUCAUCUUCAAUCUUACAAGGUAAUUGCAUUCACGUGUUGUAGGUGUAAUUAGUAAGUCGAUUAGGGGCAACGGAAGGGGGGGUUUACGAAAUCGUAAGUGGCUUAACUCGUGCUUUCGUAAAUAGCCUUCGUAGACCCUUGUAAUCCUGGUGAUCGCGUAAAAUCGAACAAUGGUAGCCAAAAUAUAUAUUAUUAUUUAUUAUUUUACCUUAGGUUUCCUUUCUUAAAUACCCUUCGACCCUUGUAAUCCUGAUGAUCGCGUAAAAUCGAACAACGGUUAGUCAAAAUAUAUAUUAUUACUUACAUAUUAUUUAUCAUCUUACCUAGGUUUCCUUUCUUAAAUAGCCUUCGACCCUUGUAAUCCUGAUGAUCGUGUAAAAUCGAACAAUGGUUAGUCAAAAUAUAUAUUAUUACUUACAUAUUAUUUAUCAUCUUACCUAGGUUUCCUUUCUUAAAUAGCCUUCGACCCUUGUAAUCCUGAUGAUCGUGUAAAAUCAAACAAUGGUUAGUCAAAAUAUAUAUUAUUACUUGCAUAUUAUUUAUCAUCUUACCUAGGUUUCCUUUCUUAAAUAGCCUUCGACCCUUGUAAUCCUGAUGAUCGUGUAAAAUGGAACAAUGGUUAGUUAUUUUGCCAGGAUAUACAUUAUUAUUUACGUUUUAUCUAGAUUCUUUUUCUUUUUUCUCUCUCUUUUUUACGUAAUUAUCUCGCGAGAGGGGAUAUAUACGAUCGAAGCGCACACAUGUGGCGUCGAUUAUGACAAAGCACGUAGGUUUGCACUUUCGUCGAUCCACACCCACAGUUCCGUCCAAAGCCCCUUGCGGGACAGACCUGCCGAGUAAUUCACUUUCGAGAAGAAGUCCAAGUUUGAUUGCGCGCUCGAAUCGACAAUCGCUUCUAUCGCGAGAUGAAACGCUCUUGGCGCGUGUUCAGAGGAUUUCGUCCUCUGCCCGGAUUCGAGGGAUGGAAAGGGACGCAAGAGUGGCGGAAAGAAAAAGAAGAAGGUGGCGAAGAAGAAGAAGAAGAAGAAGAAGUAAGAGAAAAAGAAGGAGAAGGAGAAGGAGAAGAAAAAGGAGAACUUGAAAAAGUGGAAGCAUAGGGAAUCCGAAUGUUACGGCGAGUAUCCGGAGGAAAGAAAGGAAGCUCGAAAGAAGAGACAUAAAUCAGAGUCGCUAAUAUACCGUACAACAUGAAUGGGUCUGAUUUCUACCAGUCCAAUAGCAUCCUUUCCCCUUUCUCUUUCUUCCUCGAUAUUUCUUUCUGUUUCAAAAGUGGAACAACUCUGCGCGAUAUUUGGGGAUGAAGCGUUAAAAUGUAAAUAAUUUCUUCUAUAUCGAAAAUCUAUAUUCAUAUAUCGAGGAUUCGAGAUCUUUGGGAAAUUCAUUUUUCGAGAUUCGAGGAUAAUUAUUAUUCCAAACGAUGAUAUAAACGCGUCAUCAUCGAUCGAUAUUUAUUCCAUACUACGUGGAUGGAUAAAGCAUUUUCGUCGAUUCAAUGUCAUUCUAAACGCGUAUGAUAUAACAAAUGUUUUGGCGGACGGGAUUCGAUUGUUGGCGUGAAAAAUUUUUCCCAACAGGUAGAAUUAUUCCGGCGGGCGAACAGUCCAUCAGCGUUAUUUAUGCGCACCUUAAAUUCCAUUGCUGUUGGAUCAAAACGCCGCUUUUGUUCCAUGGAUUUAAAAGCCCUUUCACCCGUUCAAUAGAACCAUCGUUUGAAAUACGACAGAUCGAGCACGCAGGAAGUAUGUUCGUACCAAACGGGAUCAAGGGGGGAAGUGCGAUCACCGAUUGGAAUUUGAAUCCUGGAAUCCAAUAACAGUGUUCAUUCACUCGCGCCGGGAUCCUCAAGUAAAUAAUUACGUUUCUGCUAGAGAUAAACGUACAAAUGAAUUUUCAGACUUAUAUGCCGACCAAAUUGUGAUCGAUCCUCGUUUCGUAACGAUAAUUGGGAAAAUCGAGAUCUGUCUGUCUCGAGUUUUUACCGUUUUAUUGUUAUUAUUAUUAUUAUUAUUAAUUUUCUUUCUCUUCCAGCAUAGGUAAAGAGAUAUUCCUUUAAUUUCGACAUUGUUCGUUUCGAGGGUAAGAACAAAUGGGGAAUAAGAGUUGAAUUACGCUGUAAUACGAGUCUUUUUUUCUCCAGGUCCCUUUCCUUAUUGCGGUAUAAUAUUUACGUUCCAAGGCUUAACGGUCGCGUUUAUGUUCAGAAUUCAUGAAUGCAGAAGGAAAAUCGGAGGGAACAUUUUACAUCCGCGCAGGGAGAAACUCGUUCUCGUAUAUCGCUUAAAAAAUAUAUUUAAUUCUCUAAAUAUAUUUUUAUUUAUCGUAACAGUCUGGGAAGAUAAGUAAAUUUCUUUGUUUCCCCUUUUUCUAAUUUUUUUCCCCUCUCUCUUUCCCUUUUUUUUCCCCCCUCUCCAUUCACGUCCAACCAAGCAAACAAGUAAGCAAGCAGAAAAAUAGUUAACAGUUUACAUUCACAUCCGUCCAUAUUGGGAACAUUUAUCCGAUGAAAAUUUCCUUCUCUUGAAAUUUAUUAUUCAUAUCCUGGAAGGGUAAGAAAAAGGUAACAGAAAGGACUACUUUCGGCUUCUAACUUUAACUCCCUUAAUCAAGAAAGUAAUAUCUUUGGGCUUUAUUUCGAUAAACGAUCCACAACGAUCUCGAGCUAUCACUCUUCUCGAGUAAACUCGAGUUGGGGAACGCAUUAUUCUUCUACUCCUUCAUCCUUCACCCAUGGAAAACGAAACGAGUGUUACAAACGAGAACGUGUAUCUGUGCGGAUGCGGAUCCUCCUCCCUCUUAUUCUCGAGACAGGAGGACAAGGGGCAUCAUUCAUAACAAACUAAUUCUAAAACGGCGGUGUGUUAUAAAGGGUUGAACGGCGUCGCCUGGAUGAAGUCCGACUCCAAAGCUAUCCUGGCCAUUCAUACGCACAUGGUCGCUCAAAACCCACGGUUGUCUGUCACUCACAAUGGACAUAACACGUGGAAACUGCACGUGACCAACGUCCAACCGAACGACUCUGGCACGUACAUGUGUCAGGUUAAUACGGAUCCUAUGAGGAGUCAGACUGGCCACAUGACGGUCGUGAUACCGCCCGAUAUCAUGGAUUUGGACGACUCGGCCGACCUCCUAACUGCGAAAGAGAAGAGUGAUCUGCGAUUACGGUGUCGAGCCACCGGAACACCGAAACCGGUGGUCACUUGGCGGCGGGAAGACGGACGAAAUAUUACUCUUCGAACGGAGCACGGUGUUCAACCAGUAAAGUCGUACGAAGGGGAGCAACUGCAUCUGAAGGGUAUUCUGCGGCAGGAGAUGGGCUCUUACCUUUGCAUCGCGUCGAACGGCGUCCCGCCAACGGUCAGCAAACGAUAUUACGUGAACGUACGAUUUUUCCCGGACGCAGUUAAACCGCUGAUUAAAGUCUCGAACCAAUUAGUAGCGGCACCUGCUAACAGCGACGUCGUUCUUCAUUGCUACGUCGAGUCUUGGCCGAAAGCGCUAAAUACAUGGUACAGAGACGAUGGUAUGAAAUUAUUAUCGGACGAGAAACAUGAUCUAACGGAGAUUUCGUUGAAUGAUUAUUCGUAUCAGUUGAACCUGACCGUCAGGAGAUUGAGCAGGGACGAUUUCGGCAGCUACACCUGUUCCGCGGAGAAUUUGCUUGGCAAGGCUGAGGGAACGAUAAGAUUACAAGAGUUACAUUUAACGAGAACAACUUCGAUACCCAUCCGUCACAACACAGACUUCACGGAUAAAUACGGAUCGAAGAAGCAAAUGGACAGGAAGGGGAAGCACCAUGGAUACGGGCGGGAAGGUAGUUCAUUGUCGAAAAAUAUCGGGAAUAUGGGCCACGCAACGCCAGUAUUGAGGAGGAAUAUUUCGAACGCUUUGACGGAUGUUACAAUGAAAAAAUCGAAAGUUUCAUCAUAUCCGGCGCUGGCACCUGCGCCAGCGCAUUCCACACCGACCCAACUGAGCGUUCAGAAUAGCGUCACGUCGCUGCGACAACACUCGCGAUUAAACCGCGUAGGAUUAAUGUUCACUUUCCUAGUGAUAGUGAUCUGUAGCUCGUAAACGGUCGAUCGUUUCGAAUGUACGAAAGAGUACAAAUCACUUUUCAUCAUAGAGAUUAAACAGAAAUAAGAGGGGGGGAAGAACGAUAUCUCGAGAAGGAAACCCAACCUAUCCUAAGUAGCCUUCGUUACUUUUUAGGUUAGAUGAUUCAUGGUUCAGGUUCAUCGACGAUGUUUUUAUAUUUUUUAUCUCCGAGAGAUCGACGCUUCUAUCGUGUAGUAAAGUGUGCACGCACAAUCUUCGGGACUUCGUAGGUGUUGCACACACGUGCGUGAUCGUGUUAAAUCGUUUGUAUAUCGUUUUUUGUGGCGCAAAAAUAACGAACGGUUUUUAUGACAAUAACUAUAUACGCUGUAUACGAACGAUAUUAUAAAUCGUUGAUGAAACGCGAGCAGUUUUAUCCGUUUUGAUCAACGAUCGUUUUUAUCGAUUUAUAAUAUCCCGUUGUCGUUGCCAGAUGAUUACACGUGUAGGAAGCGCGGUACCUUUACCGAAAAAUCGAUGGAUAUUCGUUUUUGAAAGUCCGAUAUAUUGUCACACUGCCGAACACAAAUAAUUGUACAGUUAUUUUCGAAACACGAACGGAAAUGUUAAUUGUUUAUAUAUAUAUACGUAUUUUGUGCGUGUGCGUGUUGGAGGAACCGUUGUUCAACCGCUUUCCAGAAAUUCGUUCAGAAGAAUCGGUUGCUCAGGCAUGAAUGUGAUCGAACGGAACGAACGGAACAUGAUCCCAUUUUCGCAUUAAUCGAUCAUCGAUUCAUCAUCAACGUUCUCAUUAGCAACAAAUGAAUGUAUUGUUUCAAAUCAAUGUUAACGCCUGAGUUGUGUAUCCAUGUGUAUGUAUGUACGACAAUAAACGUUGUUUUUACCAA